AUGGCAUCGAGCAAACCCUCAUAUCUUGUCGUUGGCGCUGGCGUCUUCGGGGUUUCGACUGCUUACCAUCUUAUCAAGAAGUACCCCGAUCGACAAGUAACUAUUGUCGACCAGGAUGCAUGGGACGCCGACAACCGCGUGGCAGCUUCUUGGGAUUGGAACAAGGUCGUGCGCGCAGAUUACGACGAUGUCAUCUAUUGCAGACUUGCUCUUGAAGCACAAGAUGUCUUCAAGGAGGACCCACUAUGGAAACCAUACUUUCAUGAAACGGGCAUUUUCUGGGUCUGCCGCUCAGAUUACGCACAAGAGGUCAUCGACAACUACAAGAAGCUCGGAAGGGAGGCAGACCUACAGUCUGUAACUAUUGAGGAGGCAAAGAAGUUGUUUGGCGGACUGUUUGAAGAUGCAAACUAUGACGGAGCAAAGAGUGUACUGGUCAACAAGACGAGUGGGUGGGCACAGGCUGGUGAUGCACUAAGAGCAGUGACCAAGUGGUCGAUCGACAACGGCGUCAAGUACAUCACGGAAAAAGUUGAAAGUCUAGCAUUCGACAACACCGGUCGAUGCACAGGUGUCAACACCGAGCAAGGAAACACCAUCUCCGCCACACAUGUCGUCCUAUCAACCGGCGCCUAUACGGCAAAACUUCUCGAGCAGGCCGCCCAGAAAAGUGGCAACAAAGAGCUCCGUUCUGGAUCGAGAAUUGUUGCUGGUGGUAUCACGACCGGCAUGACCACUCUGGACGAAAAGUCGUACGAACGCUUCAAGGACAUGCCCGUUGGUGUCCAAGGCUAUACCGCCGCCUACGGACCGUUUAUCGGCAGUCUGCCACCUACCAAAGACCGCGAGCUCAAGUGGUGGGGCGAGAAGAUCUUCAAGAACACUCACGAAGUACUUCCUGGUCGAUUCGUCUCCGCACCGCCAUCAGGCAAGGACUACAACCAAUGGGAUGUUCCAAGCCCAUUGAAGCUAGACAUUGCCCAUGCGAAUGACGUCUUCUACGGCAAGAAGGGCGCGAACUGGAAGAUGGACAAGCACCGGAUUUGCUGGGACGCUUUCACCACUUCUUCCGACUUCAUCAUCUCGCCUCAUGCCGGCGCCAAGGGCCUAUACGUCGCAACAUGUGGAUCCUUCCACGGCUACAAGUUCUUCCCCGUACUCGGAAAGUACGUCAUUCAAAUGUUGGAAGACGAUCUAGAGCCGGAACUAAAGGAGAAGUGGGCCUGGGACCGCGAGAGGCCCGCACCGAGCCUUAACCCAGACUGGCCGAGGUUUGAAAUGGCCGAUUUGAUGGAUCAGUGGCCAAAGGCCAAAUUGUAA
This is a messenger RNA of Pyrenophora tritici-repentis Pt-1C-BFP, 1320 nucleotides long. RefSeq names its product sarcosine oxidase. Lineage: Eukaryota; Fungi; Ascomycota; Dothideomycetes; Pleosporales; Pleosporaceae. The record is from RefSeq and is a predicted model, not a curated record. Gene Ontology annotation, molecular function: flavin adenine dinucleotide binding; proline dehydrogenase activity; L-pipecolate oxidase activity.